UGUUCAUGUUAUUAUUUCACUGGGUUUUGGUUUCUGUGCUGUUUGGUAUUACUUGGCGUUGAAGGGAAGAGGAAGAGACGAGACUGAUGAAGAGGCUAGUGGCAUUGCUUUUGCUUCUGGCAUUGAGUUGUGCUGUUGAACAUAAUGGGGUCGGGAAUGAUGGACAGUGCAAAUACAAGAAAUCUUUAGAACCCAGACCUCACAGUGUGUCCAUCUUGGAGUUUGGGGCAGUAGGGGAUGGCAAAACAUCGAACACAAUUGCCUUUGAGAAUGCCAUUUUCUAUCUCAAGUCCUUUGCUGAUAAGGGUGGUGCUCAGCUCUAUGUUCCACCAGGCAGGUGGCUUACGGGAAGCUUUAACCUUACCAGCCACCUCACCCUCUUCCUUGAACGAGGAGCUACCAUUCUUGGAUCUCAGGACUUCACCCAUUGGGAAAUACUCGAUCCAUUACCAUCUUAUGGUCGAGGGAUUGAACUUCCAGGUGGAAGGUAUCGCAGCUUGAUUAAUGGACCGAAUUUAAGUGAUGUGGUGAUUACAGGUAACAAUGGAACCAUUGAUGGCCAGGGUUCUGUCUGGUGGGAGAAUUUCAGUUCCCAUUCCCUAAAUUACAGCCGCCCCCAUAUUGUGGAAUUUAUCAGCUCCAAUGAUAUCAUUAUCUCAAAUAUAACCUUCUUAAAUUCCCCAGCCUGGAACAUUCAUCCUGUAUACUGCAGCAAUGUUUGGGUUCAAAACAUAACAGCUUAUGCUCCUCCAGAAUCUCCUCGUACCAGUGGUGUUGUCCCAGAUUCUUCUGAGUACGUUUGCAUUGAAGACAGCAACAUCAGCAUGGGCUAUGAUGCCAUUGUGCUCAAGAGUGGGUGGGAUGAGUAUGGAAUUGCCUAUGGAAAACCAACCAAGGAUGUGCAUAUCAGGAGAGUUUGGCUACAGUCUAGUUCGGGCUCUGGCCUAGCAUUUGGCAGUGAAAUGUCUGGGGGCAUCUCCGACAUACUGGUGGAGCACAUACACUUGCAGGACUCAUUGACAGGCAUCAUGCUCAAGACAACCAAAGGGAGGGGUGGCUACAUUAAAGGCAUCCUCAUAUCAGAUGUUGAAUUGGAAAAUGUUGGCCUGACAAUUGGAGCAACAGGCCAGUGCAGAUCCCACCCAGACGACAAGUAUGAUCCUGGUGCACUCCCAGUUGUUGAUGGUAUCACCUUUAAGGAUAUGGUUGGUACAAACGUAAGUAUUGCAGGCAAUUUUUCUGGAAUCUAUGAGUCUCCUUUCACAUCAAUUUGUCUAUUCAAUAUUUCCUUGUCCAUCACUUCUAAUUCUUCUAAGCCAUGGCUCUGUUCCAAUGUAUUCGGUUCAUCUGAGCGUGUGUCUCCUGAACCAUGUCCCAACCUCCAAACCAAAACCUCAAAUUCUUUCUCAACUUGCUCUUCCUUCUCAUACACAAAUACUCUAGCUACGGUUUUAUGAGCACAUCUUACCCAAAGCUACAAUUAUUUGUUUCAGCCAAUUUGUACAAUGAAACACAAAUCAUCCUUCCAUUUCCAUCUUAAAUUCAUGUGGCCGUAUUUUUCCAAUAAUGCGAACUGCAGACACGGAUUCUUCUGACGAAGAUGAUAUCUUUGUUCAUCCAAUUAAAACAUUCCAAAACCCUGCAACAAGUCUCUACCAGAAUGGCGUCAACAACUAAUGAAAUAGCUUGUGUACAGUCUUAUUUCCAUCAUCCAUGUGUGGAUAUUUUUUGUACUGUAGUUAAACUUACAAAUAUUGCUUUGAGCUUUCUUGCACUUCUCUUGUUUCUUUCUCUUUUUGGGCUUGUUUAUCUUGCAAAGGAAAGAAUGAUUGUUACCGAGUUUGUUUAUUAAUUGGCAGAAGGUGUUACUGAAA
Molecule: messenger RNA, 1874 nt
Organism: Vitis riparia (riverbank grape)
Lineage: Eukaryota; Viridiplantae; Streptophyta; Magnoliopsida; Vitales; Vitaceae
Product: probable polygalacturonase
Exons: 6
Coding region: 87-1457 (456 amino acids)
Biological process (GO): carbohydrate metabolic process
Molecular function (GO): polygalacturonase activity
Source: RefSeq, a predicted model, not a curated record